AUGUCAGCCAGGACAGAUCAUUUAUUUGUUCGUUUUGGACGCUUAGUAGGAAAAGCAAAGGUACAAGAGAGACGACAAGCGGGCAACGCUUAUACUAAGUACAUUUCACCAUCAUCAUGCGAGAAUUGCCACAAAACUAGUUUUCUGGUGCUUAAAAUAAGUCAGCCGUCAUACCUUGAUAUGUGUGCACGUCAUAACAGCGCAGAGAACAGUCGAAAAUAG
Brugia pahangi is the source of this 222-nucleotide messenger RNA. Lineage: Eukaryota; Metazoa; Nematoda; Chromadorea; Rhabditida; Onchocercidae. The record is from the annotation of a GenBank genome assembly.